Messenger RNA from Haplochromis burtoni (Burton's mouthbrooder), 1453 nucleotides. Its product is annotated as hydroperoxide isomerase ALOXE3-like. The transcript has 2 exons. Gene Ontology annotation, molecular function: oxidoreductase activity, acting on single donors with incorporation of molecular oxygen, incorporation of two atoms of oxygen; metal ion binding. The coding region runs from base 537 to 893 and encodes 118 amino acids. NCBI's taxonomy places the organism in Eukaryota, Metazoa, Chordata, Actinopteri, Cichliformes, Cichlidae. The record is from RefSeq and is a predicted model, not a curated record. Gene Ontology annotation, biological process: lipid oxidation; linoleic acid metabolic process.
CCCUCCACCACGAUAAGGUAGCGAUUCAAGGAGGGGUCUUCAUUUCAUGAUGUAUCAAAUGUUUUCAACUGGUGAAUGGUCUAGUCUGCAGCAAGGCAAGUUCAGCAUCCAGACUCUUCCAUAAUGAAGCUGUGAUGUGAUAGAUGCAAUAUGGGGUUCAGCACUGUCUUGCUGAAAUAUGUAAGUCCUUCUCUGAAAAAGAUAUCAUCUGGAUGAGAGCAUGUGUUGCUCUAAAACCAAACUGUAUUUAUGUAUAUUUACAUCUGAGAAACUCUGGCUCUCUAACAUACUCUGUUUAUACCCAGUCAUGGUACUGACAAGCUGCAGUUGUUGAGGCAUUUCUUCCAAAAUCAGUGAAGUUGAACUAAACUGGUCAUGCAAAGAGAAAAUGUGAAUAAUUAUAUAAAUAGUACCAUACAACUACAGGGAGGCAUCACCAAUAUAAAAAAAACAAACAAAGAAGGAAUUAUACAUUAAACGCCAUUAUUACACCAUCAUUUUACUUUUUAAUCAGUUAUCUUUUACUUCUUGAUCAAAUGCAGUAUGACUAUGGUGGCUGGAUGCCCAACACUCCCAUCUCCCUGCAACUCCCGCCACCGACCACAAAAGGGACGACAAGCGAGGCCACAAUGUUGGCGACCUUCCCUGACGUCAAUGUAACAGUUCAGGGCAUGGCCACCAUGUGGUUACUCAGCAAGCAGUCCAGUGACUUUGUCCCUCUUGGCCAGUACCCGGAGGAGCAUUUCAUUGAGGAAAUUCCUUGCAAAAUACUAAAGGAUUUUCAGAUGGAGCUUGAAGAUUUAAGUUUAGUUAUUAAAGCCAGAAACAAGCGUUUAGAAGUGCCAUACACCUACAUGGAUCCGGCAGAGUUAGAAAACAGUGUGGCCAUUUAAAUAUUAGAAGACUCAGCUGUGAAAUAAAAUUCAGUUCCCUCUUCAAACAACAGCAGGGAAAGACCUCUAAGUUCUGACUUUUACUGAUGAAAUAGAACAAAGAACUUACUACUUAUAAUCACUAUAUACUAAACUGUAAUUUUUUUCAUCUGUGUUAAAAUGUGAUUCUUUUUUUGCAUUACAAUCUUGAAUCAUCUGAUUUGAAAUGCAAAACUGUUUGAUUUUUGGGGGUGUCUGUUUUGAGACAGUUGAUCUCCUGAUCAUGAUGUAUUUUCUUCUUAGAAAACAUUUACUGCAUUUCAUUGUUUAUAUUUUCAUUAUUUUAAUGUUUCAAUUUUCUUGAGCUAAACCCAAACAGCUUUUUGAUGAGUUAGACAACAUGAACACCCUAAACUUCGCCUGAGACUGCUACUUCAUCUCGGCCACCAAUGUGCACUUGGUUUCUUUGUUUCUUUGCUGAAACCUGAUUGUAUUUUAGCAUCAUAUUCUAAAUUAUCAGUUCUCUAAAGCCUCAUUUAAUGCAUGGCACAGAUUAAACACACAUGGCUCACAGAUAUUAA